This is a messenger RNA of Raphanus sativus (radish), 1608 nucleotides long. Its product is annotated as guanine nucleotide-binding protein subunit beta-like. Gene Ontology annotation, molecular function: signaling receptor complex adaptor activity; protein binding. Gene Ontology annotation, biological process: G protein-coupled receptor signaling pathway. The record is from RefSeq and is a predicted model, not a curated record. The transcript has 6 exons. NCBI's taxonomy places the organism in Eukaryota, Viridiplantae, Streptophyta, Magnoliopsida, Brassicales, Brassicaceae. Bases 191 to 1327 code for a protein of 378 amino acids. Gene Ontology annotation, cellular component: heterotrimeric G-protein complex; cytoplasm.
AGACAACAACUACACCAACGCCUGUAUUGACUGACUACUUGAGCGUUCCUCUGAUUCCACCAAAUGACCAAAUCCACUCUCUAAGGCUCGAUCUCCCUCCCUCCCUCUCAAAAUCAUGAAACUCCCUCUCUUCUAGAACACACACACCCCAAAAUCAAGACUCUUGCUCAGGUCUUAAAAAACUGGAAAAAUGUCUGUCUCCGAGCUCAAAGAACGCCACGCCGUCGCUACGGAGACCGUUAACAACCUCCGUGAUAGGCUUAGACAGAGACGCCUCCAGCUCCUCGAUACCGACGUGGCCAAGUAUUCAGUAGCUCAGGGUCGUUCUCCGGUGAAGUUCGGAGCCACGGAUCUGGUUUGUUGCCGCACUCUUCUAGGACACACCGGGAAGGUUUAUUCUUUGGACUGGACGCCUGAGAGGAACCGGAUCGUAAGUGCAUCUCAAGACGGGAGGUUAAUCGUGUGGAACGCUCUAACGAGUCAGAAGACUCACGCUAUUAAACUCCCUUGCGCCUGGGUGAUGACGUGUGCCUUCUCUCCAAACGGUCAGACGGUCGCCUGUGGUGGGUUAGACAGCGUGUGUUCCAUCUUCAGUCUCAGCUCAACCGCUGACAAGGACGGAACUGUACCGGUCUCGAGGAUCCUCAGUGGUCACAGAGGGUAUGUUUCGUGUUGUCAGUACGUCCCGAAUGAGGAUACUCAUCUUAUCACCAGCUCAGGUGAUCAGACAUGUGUCUUGUGGGAUGUCACUACUGGUCUCAAAACUUCUGUCUUCGGCGGUGAGUUUCAGUCUGGACAUACUGCUGAUGUACUAAGUGUUUCAAUCAGUGGAUCAAACCCGAACUGGUUCGUAUCUGGUUCGUGUGAUACCACUGCGUGUUUGUGGGACACGCGAGCUGCAAGCAGAGCUGUGCGGACGUUUCAUGGGCACCAAGGAGAUGUGAAUACUGUUAAGUUUUUCCCGGAUGGGUAUAGAUUUGGGACUGGAUCAGACGAUGGGACAUGCAGGUUGUAUGAUUUGAGGACUGGUCACCAGCUCCAAGUGUAUCAGGCACAUGGUGAUGGCGGUGGGAAAUUACCUGUGACAUCCAUCGCAUUCUCUGCCUCCGGGAGGCUUCUUUUCGCUGGCUACGCUAACAACAGCACUUGCUAUGUUUGGGAUACUCUCUUGGGAGAGGUUGUGUUGGAUUUGGGGGAACUGCAGGAUUCACACAAGAACCGGAUAAGCUGUUUGGGGAUGUCAGCAGAUGGAAGUGCCUUGUGUACAGGAAGUUGGGAUUCAAAUCUAAAGAUAUGGGCGUUUGGAGGGCACAGGAGAGUGACAUGAAGAAGACAAAACAAACACACCUAAAAGAGUCUUUUGUCUCAGUUCUUGUGGUUUUGGUUUAUAUAUUCUGUAUUGUGGAAGUUGUAUAACCUCUUACCCUUGUGGAAAAUAGUGGAGUUGUGUUAGAAAGGAUCAAACAGUUAACCUUGUUUUAGUGUGCUUUAGAUUUAUUUAUUCUUCAUUUACCUUUACUAAACCUGUGUCACUGUAUCUUCUAAAUUUGUACUAUAUUUCUGAAUUUGUUACUUAAAAUUAUUAUGAGAAAAUUUGAAGUAUAUCAA